This is a messenger RNA of Ophidiomyces ophidiicola, 2706 nucleotides long. RefSeq lists its product as uncharacterized. The transcript has 2 exons. Gene Ontology annotation, cellular component: cytoplasm. Lineage: Eukaryota; Fungi; Ascomycota; Eurotiomycetes; Onygenales; Onygenaceae. The record is from RefSeq and is a predicted model, not a curated record. The coding region runs from base 1 to 2706 and encodes 901 amino acids.
AUGGCGGCGUCCAGCAGGGCCAGCCAGUCCUCUAAAUCAUCACAGCAGACCUAUGUUCCGUCUCCCAAUAACAAUAACACCUCGUUGCUGCUGGAGAAAGCCCGUCAGGGUGAUCGUCGUUCUACUCCGGACUCCGAAGCACUCGCAUCGUCAGAGGAUGAAGUCGACCAGCAUCAGUACAAUCAAGCGCAGGCCCAGCCUGUUGCCAAACCCGCUAGGCGCACUUCAUGGUUGAACGAAAUACCCAGCUCAAUGCCACGCAAGCCUUCGUUUACCGCGACAUCCUUCUCCCCGGUGAAUUCUAACCCGACAACACCUGCUGCCGAUCAACCAGCCUGGGGCGCCACUGCGACAAGCCCAGGGAUUACUGGAUCGUUUAAUUGGGCCUCCUCAGGAAACGGAUCAUUCCCGUGGGGAACUGGGAUCUGGAAUGCAGAGGGUCGCAAAGAACCCCCAUCGCGAUUGUCUGAAGUCCUGCACUCCCCUACAUCUGUUCAUCCGCCAAAUUUCGGCUUCAGCGGUGCAGAUGAUGUUAUCAGCCCCACGGCUCGCAGUUCGACCGAGGCGUCCGUCCCUUUUGCGAUUCCGGUGCACCCGACCCCCAAAGCCUACCGUUCGCAGUCGUAUUCCGUCGGACAGUUGGAUCCAGAAAGCACCCAUAUCACUCCACCGAAGGCUGUUCCGCCCAUGUCGGCUACUCGCAGCAGAAACAGCGCCCAGUACUCCGUUCAGCGCCGCUCCUCACGACCUAGUCUGCUCGGCGAGUUGGGACGCGACUCCGCGGUUUUAGGGCGUGUUCGCGAAGACGAAGAUGAUGAUGUCAGCCCCAAUGAUUCUGAAGGCAAUGCUACUUGGUCUUCUAGUCAGGCACGUACUAUCGAGCAACUGGCUUUAGAGAAUGCACUUUUGCGUCAAGCUGCGUCAAGUCAGCUUGAAAGCGCGCGAUUUAGGGAUCGAACCCUUUCUUCUGCUUCCGCUAACAGUGGAUAUUCUUUUGCUCAGGGCCAUAAACUACAUCCUAUCCAUGGCAGCGUCCCCGAGGAAACCGAUCAGGCCGUCGAAGACCUUGACGAGCUCGGCGGCUUUGCCGGAUAUAACAACUCUCUCAACAACGCACGGCGACGCUUCAGUCUACACUCUGCUAAUGUGGAAAAGCAGUACCCUACCUUCUCUCCGUUGGAGAAUCGUACUUUGGAGAAUAUUAAGAGGGCCCAAUGGCAAAGUUCCCUUGGCUUUGGCAGUAUUAGCGAGCUUCCGCAGAGUCGCCGCCACUCCUUUGCUGACGUCCCUACGAGAAAUGUCUCCUCGUUUCCCGGCGCUGCAGAAAACCAUCCGCCCGUUGGCACGGCUUUUAAGAAAGAUGAGGGCAUUGGAAAUUAUCUGGAUACUGGCUCAAAUAUGCCGCAGGCUGAUAACCGUGAGUAUAUGAACUCUCGUAACAACCAGUCCCUUACCGAGCGCGCAAAGGAGCUGGAAACUCUACGCGCUCGUCAAUUCGCUGCUUCAUAUUUCUCAGGGCAUGAUGUUUCCGACCGUUCCGGCGAACCUGCACCUUCAACUGGUAUCUCUACUGCUUUGCACCAAGCAUAUGUUAUGCCCAACGCCUAUGGCCGUCAGCAUGCAGCUCUCGCUCAGCCUCAUCAAAACCAGCAGCUUUUUGUCGUCACGUUCAAGUGUUGCAGAGCAGAUGUCUUCUACAUCCAAGAGGAUACUGGCUUGCAGGUUAAACCUGGUGAUCUUGUCAUUGUUGAAGCGGAUCGAGGAACCGAUCUUGGCACCGUUGCGCAUGCGAAUAUCAGCUGGCAGAAUGCCCGAGAGCUGAAAGAGCAAUAUGCCGAGGACCACUACAAAUGGUUGAUGCUGUUCUCUCGCCAAAGCCAGUCUGGAACUCCCCAUGCUGUAAACCCCAAUGGGGCUACUCCCAUGGCAGGAAGUGCAGUCGGCGGUAUGGGUCCUCAGGGUCAGCAUACAGGGCAGGAGGUCCAGGGAGGCGAUAUUAAGCCGAAAUUGAUCAAGCGACUCGCACAACACCAUGAAAUUCAAACCCUUCGUGAUAAAGAAGGGAACGAAGCAAAGGCGAAGCGCGUUUGCCAGCAGAAAGUCGUUGAGCAUAGAUUGAAUAUGGAGAUUCUUGAUGCAGAAUUUCAAAUGGACUGGAAAAAACUUACCUUCUACUAUUUUGCCGAUACGUAUAUCAAUUUUAAUUCUUUGGUCACGGAUUUAUUCAAAAUCUAUAAAACUAGGAUUUGGAUGUCUGCGAUUAACCCUGCUUCGUUCGUCACGCCGACAGCUGGACUGCAGAUUCCCGGAACCCUCACUUCUUCGUCUUUGGGCUAUGAUCUCCAUGCAGAUCGUCGUCGUCAACAUGAUUACAAAAAAUUCGGAACGGGCAUUAACCAGGGAUUGUCACCCGGCAUCUUCUCUGAACCGUUGAAUAGAGAUGUGGCUGGCCAGGCGAUGCCAGUCCAUUCCCCUUAUUUGGAUCAAUAUCAAUCAAUGGUUAAUGCGGCAAGGCCCGACUCUGGCUACGUUGGUUAUACUCCUGGUAUGCAACCCCAGACAGAUCCCUUCGCCACCUAUCCGUCCUCCUACGGCGUGGCUGACCCCGCAGCGGGCCCUGGAUUUGCUGCAACUGGCAUUCGCAGAGGGCACCCUGGGCAGGAUGAAUGGUCAACCCGUUUCCAGGGCCUCUCACUUGGCUCUUAG